AUAUGCUUCCAUAACAGCUCACAGGUCUCAAGGUUCAAUCCCGAUAGCAAACGGAGUCAAAAGCUCUUGUGCACGAAUCGGACCUCAUAGCAUAGUGUAGCUAAUACUGCACUUUGAUUCUUCAUGGUCAUGGAACUCAAAUUUCGACAUCGAGAUUACAAAGCUGAAGAACAAGUUCACUCCCUCUCUCGUGUGGUAGCAGAGAGUCAUCCUCUCUCCCUUCAAUCACCUUCCUGUGACCAGGUUGAUGUUACAGAUUAUGGCAGGGACGAGUUCUUUGAUCCAUUAAGGGGGAAUCAUGGAAAACCAGAGGAUUCAAUGAAGGGUAUAGGAGGAACGUCUACUGAAAUCACAGAAGAACCAUAUAGAGAUAUUACUAUUCAUUUUCUGGGAAAGGAGUGGACAUCUUACAAGAAAGUCUUGAUGCAAAAAUUUCCUGUCUCCAAAAUGAUUUCUGUUUCUUCGUUGUCAAGCUCAAUUAUGAAGACAGGCAAGGGCCCUGAGAAACCCUCAGCAAAUGUACAUCUAGAGGAGCUAGAUGAUCCUCAGAAAUUUGCUGAAGAAGGUGUUAAAUAUAUCACCCUGAAGGAGUAUGUCUCACGCUUAACUGAACUUAAAGAUGAAAUUAGCCGUGCCUGGCAUGCAAGUGACCGUGUUACCUCCCUUAAUUUGUCAAUCAAGGUUGCUAAGUUACUGUCGGACACAUCUGUACUACAAUUGUAUCCAACACUUUUUGUUCUAGCUACAGAAAUACUAGAUAUGUUUGGGGAUAUGGUAUGGGAACGCAUCAGGCAGAAAGCUGAAUACACUGAAGAAGGAACAUUAGUCCAUUUACCAGAUAAUUUUCAAGCAACUGAAAUCUGUGCUGAAGCCAAAGAAACCUGCUAUAACUGGUUUUGCAAAGUUGGUUCCAUCCGCGAGCUACUGCCACGCAUAUACUUGGAGCUGGCCAUAUACCAUUGCUGGCAUUUCCUUUCGGGACAACCUGCCGAUAAUCUUCCACGACUAGUUAUGAUGGCGAGAGGCAUUGCAGAUCCAUUAGCAUCGUUUUACUGCCGCUUAUAUUUGGCCCAUUGUGCACAAAAAUUGCCUCAACGGGACAUAGGGCAUCUGAUAAUUUCUAUGAAGGACAUGAAAACUCUUCUGAUGAAUGGUGCACAUGUUGCAUCUGCGGAGAAAUCUUCUGGAGUUCUAUCAGGAACUCGAAGUUCAAAACUGGGCCUGAUGGAACCAGCUAUUGAAUAUGUUAUGAAAUGCUUGUUCAAGGAGUCAUGUGAGCAGUUGCAAAUUGGAGACAUACUGAUGGGGCUUGGACUUGGGAGGAACCAAUCAGAGUUAUUUGGAAACUCAUCAUGCGUCUCGCUUGUUCUUCACCAUUUAUUAAGGGAACUUCCUAUAGGAAUAGUUUGUUCUAAUGCCUUGGACAUUCUUCAUCUCAUUGAGUGUAGCAAUGAUUACUCCUUCGAUCAGUGUUUGAAUUAUAAGUUACUGGGACUCAGACUAUGCGAAAACAUAUCUCAUGUGAAUGAAGUCAAUCUCGUGAUGAAGAAGGUUAUCCAGGUUGUUUCUCGAAUUAAUAGCCUUGAUGAGUACCUCAAUGUUGUAGACGCUCAUAUAGAUAUUGCUCUCCAGAAACACAUGAAUAGUUAUCUGGAAAGCAUAUUAGAUGGAAUAUUCGAGCGCACAUUAGAUGACGUGAUUGGUGAGAAUGAACUAUCAAGCCUGCAAUCAAUUCUUCUGAAGCUUCUUAAUGAUUUUGACAACCUAGAGAACAUAUUGCAAUUGAACCAUUUCAAUCAAAUAUUAAGCGUGAUGCAGGGGAGCUCUAGGACCAUCAUCAAUAUGCGGAUCCUUAGUAUUGCCACAAGGAAUUCUUGUGUUCGAGAUCCUACAACCAUUCAAUUCCUUUUCGAAGUUUCAAGGUCCUUGCAUGAUAGCAUAGAUCUCUCAACUAUUAAGGAAAAGGAUAACAACCAUUCAGCACACUUAGUUUCUCGUUUUAUACACAUGGUUGAUUAUGGUUCUGAAGUUGAAUGCCACUUAGCUUUUUUGGUUCAGUGCCGUGGAGCUUUUGGAAGCAUGAGUGAAGUCAAGGAAAGGAUUGUUCAUUCCAGCAAUUUACUGGUGGUUAAAGCUACACGGAAUGACAUUAUUGAUGUCAUUUUUGUCAAAUCUUGUAUAGCAUGCAGUGAAGUUACAAUACCAUCUAUCCCAUCUCAUAUGAAACAGUUAAACCUCUACUUGGAAACUGCAGAGGUUGCAUUAAUGGCUGGUUUAGUUUCUCACUCAGAUGGACUUGUAGAUUCAGCAUUGAGGUGCUUGCAUAAUGUUGACUUAUUGGAAGGCUCAAGGAUGCCCAAGGACAUUGAUGGGUUUCUAUCAACAUUAUGCAAAUUUUGCAGUCUUAUUGUUAUGAUUCCAGGUAACAUUGAGCUAGGAGUCAGUAGCAUUCCCAGGAAUAUGUUUUCCAUCCUCAGCUCCUUGUCAUGGAUGCUGCCAAGUAUGAAGACAAAGGUGUUAUGUGCACUCAUCUUAACAGUUGCUGCAUUAUCCCAGAAUAAUCUCCUGUACCAUGCAAUACAUGAUGAGGUUAUGGGCAAUGACUCUUUGUUCUAUUGUGAUCAACAAUAUCUGCAAGAGCUUUUUUCAUUUUCUACUGUUCUUCUUCAGAGCUUACUCGAUACUGUUUUACAAGAACCAAUACAGGCUGCCCGAGGAAAUCUAGCACUUGAUGCUUGCAAUGCUGUUGCAUCUUCUUUUGAAGUAUGUAAAGGAGCAUCAGAUAUUUGCUCCAAGCUGGUUGAAACUGCCAAGCUAUCUUUGAGCUCCGAAAACAAAUAUCUUCAAUCUACAAUCGAGUUUCUCAACAACCGUGGACUUAUACAAAGGGAAGAGUCGUAAAAAGCAGGAAAAUAACAUGUUCUGCAAAAUUGGAGUGUAGCUUAUUUUGUCACUAUUGUCUUAUUUUGUUCUUAAGUUAAGCAUCCAUCUUUUUUCUUCUUCAUCAAGUUGAUAGCUUUCAUAAUGUAUACUAAUUUAGAUUUCUCUGGUGUUCGAGAGUAGGUUUUUAUGUCUAUAGUGUCUCUUCAUUUCAAUUUUCUACUUUGGUUUAUUCACUUCGACGAUCGUGUAUUCUAUAGUUUACCUGGGAAAGUUCAUUGGUUUAUGAUCUAUGCUUGUGUUGUCAAUCAGUUUUAAUUCUUUGGAAACCUUUGUGUAUUUGGAUUUACUGUUGUAAAAAGUACACGUACCCAAAA
Messenger RNA from Solanum dulcamara, 3257 nucleotides. RefSeq lists its product as uncharacterized. Gene Ontology annotation, cellular component: endosome. The coding region runs from base 124 to 2901 and encodes 925 amino acids. NCBI's taxonomy places the organism in Eukaryota, Viridiplantae, Streptophyta, Magnoliopsida, Solanales, Solanaceae. The transcript is spliced from 23 exons. Gene Ontology annotation, biological process: endocytic recycling. The record is from RefSeq and is a predicted model, not a curated record.